Messenger RNA from Populus nigra (black poplar), 1003 nucleotides. Its product is annotated as classical arabinogalactan protein 9-like. The coding region runs from base 92 to 694 and encodes 200 amino acids. NCBI's taxonomy places the organism in Eukaryota, Viridiplantae, Streptophyta, Magnoliopsida, Malpighiales, Salicaceae. The transcript is spliced from 2 exons. The record is from RefSeq and is a predicted model, not a curated record. Gene Ontology annotation, cellular component: plasma membrane.
CCCUUCCAUUCUCAACUUCCUCACUGGUCAGAAUUCCAAGCCUCUACACACAAAAUAGCCCGGGGAGAGAGAGACUCGGAACUAGACAAAAAUGGUGCGUAGAAACGCUGUGAUCUUUCUUUCUUUGAUCUGCAUUGUUAUUGCUGGUGUUAGUGGUCAAGCACCAGCAACAUCACCAACAGCAACACCAGCACCACCUACGGCAACAACACCAACUACUUCUCCUCCACCGGCAACCUCCACUCCUCCACCAGUCUCAGCCCCACCUCCAGUCACCCAAUCCCCACCUCCAGCUACACCUCCUCCGGUCUCAGCCCCACCACCAGCCUCCCCUCCUCCCGCCACACCACCCCCAGCAACACCUCCUCCCGCCACACCACCACCAGCAACACCUCCUCCCGCCACACCACCACCAGCAACCCCUCCUCCAGCUGUUCCUCCACCAGCUCCCUUGGCUGCUCCGCCAGCUCUUGUUCCAGCUCCAGCUCCCAGCAAGUCUAAGCUGAAGGCUCCAGCUCCAUCUCCCUUGGCAUCGAGUCCUCCAGCUCCACCAACCGGUGCUCCUGCUCCAAGUUUGGGUGCUGCUUCUCCUGGACCCGUAGGAACCGAUUUGAGCGGAGCGGAGAAGAUGUGGUCAUUGCAGAAGAUGGUCGUGAGCUUGGCCCUCGGAUCAGCUUUCUGGUUGCUGCUCUAGACAAGUCAUCUCUUUGUCUCAGUUCUUCGUCUCCCUCCUAUUAUUAUUAUUUUUAUUUCCAGCGGUCGUCUACAUAUAUUAUUUUGCUGCCAUUUUAGCCCCUGCACGGUGAUGAGCCGUUUAAUCGCCUGUGCUGAGCUACAUGUUAUACAUUCGGUUGGAUUCUUUGGGUAGAUUUUUUGGGGGAAGCUUUUGCAUCGGAGGGGAGUUAUUUGUAUCUGGGAUCGUUGGUAGUCACCUCCUUCACUCAUUUAAAUUUCCCUGAUUAGUAUUCGCCUAUUCAUUUAUAUUUCAUUCCCUUCUUCUUUA